Messenger RNA from Desarmillaria tabescens, 312 nucleotides. RefSeq lists its product as uncharacterized. The record is from RefSeq and is a predicted model, not a curated record. The transcript has 2 exons. Bases 1 to 312 code for a protein of 103 amino acids. Lineage: Eukaryota; Fungi; Basidiomycota; Agaricomycetes; Agaricales; Physalacriaceae.
AUGAAUACCAAUUACCACUAUAUGCGAUUCUUGGUAUCUCCAAAGACAGCCGAUGCACUCUCCUUGCGUCAGGCUAUACAGAACGCUCUGGUGCAAACUUUUGGCAUUGUUGGGGGGUCGAUAUACCUAGACAUCCUAUGGGUGGCCGAGGACGGAAAUGAGAUGGUCUUGCGAACGACGAAAGAAGACUCGACGAAGAUUGUUGCUGCUGUCACCUCAGCCUCGACGCCCAGAAUAUCACUACAAAAGGAAUCGUCGUUCCUGCCUGCGCUCGGUAGCACGUCGGUGACGCUAGACGAAGAAGACCUAUGA